Messenger RNA from Phytomonas sp. EM1, 975 nucleotides. Lineage: Eukaryota; Euglenozoa; Kinetoplastea; Trypanosomatida; Trypanosomatidae. The record is from the annotation of a GenBank genome assembly.
AUGAGUAUGGGACGGCGCGAAACCCCACAGGACAUAAUCCAGGGUUCAAUGGAAGAGCCUCUCAGCGACGUCGAUGACACAGACGGCUGGAGGAAUUAUUGUAACAAAGUCCCUUUGGCCGGAUCACUUCCAUUAAUGACGGUUUUGCCCUCUUCUAACAUCCUCGGCUCUCCCGACGACACCACGCUUAACUCGACGUCAGCCGGGCUGACCAGCCCUCACCUCCGCACCGUCGCGAGUUCUAUUGCGGCAGUCAUGGACAUGGAUGCUUCGGAUCAGAUGGAGGGCUCGAGCCCCUACUGGCGCAACGUCUAUAUCUCCGGGCUCCCGUCGCACUACCGCUCAAACGACUUUCGGGCGUUGUGCCAGCGGUUUGGCCGCGUGGAGGCGUCCAAGCUGUGCGUGGACGGCAGCACGACCCCGACCAAAGGCUACGGCUUCGCCCUCUUCUACACCGACGAGAGCGCCGCGGCGUGCAUUCAGGGGCUGAACAACGCGCUGCUCUGCGGGCGCCGCCUGCAGGUGCGCUACGCGGACCCCGGCGCGACCCCGCGCGCGGCCAAUGGGGUAAAUGCAAUGGAGACGUUGCACCCGCCGAUUCUCCGUGAACGUCGUCGCCGGCCGAGCAAGAACGUCAACAGCGGCACAGUUAACCUGCCCGUUUUCGCCCCUGCCUACCCGGACUUGAGCUCCUUAUCUUUCUGCCCUGACGCCGCCAUCGUGAAGGGGACUGCGUUGCCGCCGAGCGGAUCGUUCACAACGCCAUCGGCUCCGCUGCUGGUGAUGCCCCUUGGUGUGGCAGUACUGCCGCUGCCGCUUCUGGGGGCCGAGAGUUGCGUGUGGAUGAUGGCGCCGCCAAACCAGCAGGCGAAUUUUUGCCCACCGGCCGCCCCUGCCGCCCUGCGGAACCCCUUCGAGCCCGGUUACCCACAACGGCGAGGCGGCAGCGGAGGGGAGGACGUGGACGCCCUGUAG